Molecule: messenger RNA, 2028 nt
Organism: Porites lobata
Lineage: Eukaryota; Metazoa; Cnidaria; Anthozoa; Scleractinia; Poritidae
Source: the annotation of a GenBank genome assembly
CACAGGGUAUACAGGGUAUACAGGGUAUACAGGGUAUACAGGGUAUACAGGGUAUACAGGGUAUACAGGACAGGGUAUACAGGGUAUACAGGGUAUACAGGGUAUACAGGGUAUACAGGGUAUACAGGGUAUACAGGGUAUACAUGGGUAUACAGGGUAUACAGGGUAUACAUGGGUAUACAGGGUAUACAGGGUAUACAGGGUAUACAGGGUAUACAGGGUAUACAUGGGUAUACAGGGUAUACAUGGGUAUACAGGGUAUACAGGGUAUACAUGGGUAUACAGGGUAUACAGGGUAUACAAGGGUAUACAUGGGUAUACAGGGUAUACAGGGUAUAUCAGGGUAUACAGGGUAUACAUGGGUAUACAGGGUAUACAUAGGUAUACAGGGGUAUACAGGGUAUACAGGGUAUACAUAGGUAUACUGGGUAUACAUGGGUAUACAGGGUAUACAUAGGUAUACAGGGUAUACAGGGUAUACAUAGGUAUACAGGGUAUACAGGGUAUACUGGGAGUACAUGGGUAUACAGGGUAUACAGGGUAUACAGGGUAUACAGGGUAUACAGGGUAUACAUAGGUAUACAGGGUAUACAUGGGUAUACAGGGUAUACAGGGUAUACAGAGUAUACAGGGUAUACAUGGGUAUACAGUGUAUACAGGGUAUACAUAGGUAUACAGGGUAUACAGGGUAUACAGGGUAUACAGGGUAUACAGGGUAUACAGGGUAUACAGGGUAUACAGGGUAUACAGGGUAUACAGGGUAUACAGGGGUAUACAGGGUAUACAGGGUAUACAUAGGUAUACAGGGUAUACAGGGUAUACAGGGUAUACAGGGUAUACAGGGUAUACAGGGUAUACAGGGUAUACAGGGUAUACAUAGGUAUACAGGGUAUACAGGGUAUACAUAGGUAUACAGGGUAUACAGGGUAUACAUAGGUAUGCAGGGUAUACAGGGUAUACAGGGGUAUACAUACAGGGUAUACAGGGUAUACAGGGUAUACAGGGUACAGGGUAUACAUGGGCAUACAGGGUAUACAGGGUAUACAUAGGUAUACAGGGUAUACAGGGUAUACAUAGGGUAUACAGGGUAUACAGGGUAUACAGGGUAUACAGGGUAUACAUGGGUAUACAGGGUAUACAGGGUAUACAGGGUAUACAGGGUAUACAGGGUAUACAGAGGGUAUACAGGGUAUACAGGGUAUACAUAGGUAUACAGGGUAUACAGGGUAUACAUAGGUAUACAGGGUAUACAGGGUAUACAGCGUAUACAUAGGUAUACAGGGUAUACAGGGUAUACAGGGUAUACAGGGUAUACAGGGUAUACAGGGUAUACAGGGUAUACAGCGUAUACAUAGGUAUACAGGGUAUACAGGGUAUACAUAGGUAUACAGGGUAUACAGGCAGGGUAUACAGGGUAUACAUAGGUAUACAGGGGUAUACAUAGGUAUACAGGGUAUACAGGGUAUACAGGGUAUACAUAAGGUAUACAGGGUAUACAGGGUAUACAGGGUAUACAGGGUAUACAGGGUAUACAGGGUACAUAGGUAUACAGGGUACAGGGUAUACAGGGUAUACAGGGUAUACAUGGGUAUACAGGGUAUACAUAGGUAUACAGGGUAUACAGGGUAUACAUAGGUAUACAGGGUAUACAUAGGUAUACAGGGUAUACAGGGUAUACAGGGUAUACAUAGGUAUACAUGGUAUACAGGGUAUACAGGGUAUACAGGGUAUACAGGGUAUACAGGGUAUACAGGGUAUACAUAGGUAUACAGGGUAUACGGGGUAUACAUAGGUAUACAUGGUAUACAGGGUAUACAGGGUAUACAGGGUAUACAGGGUAUACAUAGGUAUACAGGGUAUACAUGGGUAUACAGGGUAUACAGGGUAUACAGGGUAUACAGGGUAUACAUAGGUAUACAGGGUAUACAUGGGUAUACAGGGUAUACAGGGUAUACAGGGUAUACAGGCAUUACAGGGUAUACAGGGUAUACAGGGGGGUAUACAGGGUAUACAGGGUAUACAGGGUAU